UCGAAUUGUACCCGGGAGACGGUGCUGGCUGUGACUACUGUACCGAUUUGCAGAGCUGGAGCUCGGGGAGAGGGUGGGACUUCCUUUCUUGUGUGUACAUGCGAAGUUAUAGGCCGCAGCCCCGGUAUACUUGUGUGUAGAAACCAGGCCGCAGCCAGGGAUAUCGCGUACUCCAUAUCCAGGGCCUGAGGCCUCUUUCCUGGCGUCUUCUUUGUUCUUUUUGCUUCAAGUGGUCCCAGUGGAAUAGUAGAUGAGACAGAGGUUAAAAACACACUGCACAAUUCAACCGCAUUGUAUCUGUAGAUACGUAUUUGAGAUCAUCAGUGAAAUUUAGUAACUGCGCAGUUACACCAAGCACCUGUCAGGCUCCUGGUACAGGGGUCUGUGGGUGAGGAAGGGGGGUGCCUGACAUGCCGGUUGCCUCUCUUGACUCCUGAUGAAGAUGGGCACUCAGGGAAGCCCUGUGAAGAGCUAUGACUACUUGCUGAAAUUUCUGCUGGUUGGAGACAGCGAUGUGGGAAAGGGAGAGAUCUUGGCAAGCUUACAGGAUGGAGCAUCGGAGUCUCCUUACUCUUAUAGUAAUGGUAUUGACUACAAAACCACUACUAUCCUGCUGGACGGGCGGCGAGUCAAAUUAGAGCUUUGGGACACAUCUGGCCAAGGAAGGUUUUGCACCAUAUUUCGCUCAUAUUCUAGAGGAGCUCAGGGCAUUCUCUUGGUUUAUGAUAUCACCAACCGAUGGUCCUUUGAUGGGAUAGACCGAUGGAUCAAGGAAAUAGAUGAGCAUGCACCAGGCGUGCCCAGGAUACUGGUGGGUAACAGAUUGCACUUAGCAUUUAGGAGACAAGUCCCCACUGAGCAGGCUCGGGCGUACGCUGAAAAAAAUGGUAUGACCUUUUUUGAAGUCAGCCCCCUCUGCAACUUCAAUGUAAUAGAAUCCUUUACAGAGCUGUCUCGCAUUGUCCUGAUGAGACAUGGGAUGGAAAAGAUCUGGAGACCAAACAGAGUGUUCAGCCUACAGGACUUGUGCUGCCGUGCCAUUGUUUCCUGCACUCCUGUGCAUCUAAUUGACAAGCUACCACUACCAGUGGCUAUCAAAAGCCACCUCAAGUCUUUCUCUAUGGCCAAUGGUAUGAACGCUGUGAUGAUGCACGGACGCUCCUACUCUGUAGCAGGCGGUAGUGGUGGUGCCACAGGAAGUGGAGGUGGCAGCAAGGGCAACAGCCUCAAACGCUCCAAAUCCAUCCGGCCGCCCCAGAGCCCACCUCAGAACUGCUCAAAAAGCAACUGUAAAAUAUCUUAGUUUGCAGAAAUGGGAGCCUCCAGCUGGCACUAAUUCCACCAAAAUAAAUUAUGAGAUGGAUGCAAAGACUGAGUCAUCAAAAAUGGCCAUAUGCAUGAACAAGAGGCCCUUCCUUCUGCAAAGUGGCUGGGGUCCUUGGGGAAUCCGAGUGGAUGAAGAGAGAGAGAUCAGAUUUCCACCCUUCCGGUUGGUGCUACCCAACCAACCUUAAAUAUUAAGGGUUUUGCACUGCAUGAUGGACCUGGCUAACUCCUACUUACCCAAGGACCUGGGAGAUUUCAGCAUAGAGUAUUACUCUUUCCAGUCCUUGUUUAUUUAUAAUUCCAUGUAUAUUAACAGACUUUUUUUUAAAAUAAAUAUAUAUGUAUAUAUAUAUAUAUAUUGCCGGGUAAUACUCUACUGUAUCAAGCUGUAAAUAAAGAUAAGUCUUUGUAUACAGGUUUUCAAGGGGGCAGACAAGUCAUAGCAGUUUGUAUAACUCCUUUGUUCCAGCAAAAUGUAUUGGGAAGUUAUAUAAUUUAAAGCAAAUUUUUACAGAUUUGGGUAAAUGGCAGUUUGGUGGUUUCCACCUCAAUUUACCUGAAUCAGGAAAUAAUUAUAUUUUAUAAUUGGCUAAAUUUAUGGUAAAAUAGUCAUCUGUGGCCUGUUUAUUUUUAAAGUGAAGGUAAACUUUGAUGAAUGAAAGCCUUUUUUUUUUUUUUUUUUUUAAUAUAAAUACUAUUUAAAACGGGCACUUUCAUUCAUCAAAGUUUAGAAGGCAGCCGUUUUGAUUAAAAACUUACCUUUGGUUUUUUUCACAUCCAGAGCAGCUUCCCCCAUCCGGAGAUCCUCUCUUCACACGUCGUCAAUGACUAAUCCAGCUUCCUCCAAUCACGGCAUGGCCUCAGGCAAUGACUACCCUGGGGGAAAAGCCGUGAUUGGAGGAAGCUGGAUUAGUCAUUGAUGACGUGUGAAGAGAGGAUCUCUGUUGGGGAAGCUGCUCUGGCUGUGCAAAGAAGAGGGGUAAUUUUUUUUUUUUUUUUUUUUUUAAUCAAUAUGGCUGCUUUGUAAACUUUGAAUGAAUACUGUUUUUAAUAUUAUUUUUAAAAAAGGGUUUUCAUUCAUCAAAGUUUACCUUCACUUUAAGGGCGCUUCCUAUGAUAAAAGUAUUGUUACUCAUUUAAAGGGAUAUUUUACCCUUUAGAUCCUCAUAAAUUAGUUAAUGAAAAUAAGAUUACAUUAUUUAUUUUGCUUAUUUUUUCCCUAUAAAAUUUUCUUGCUUUUGCUGUAAAACUUGUGGUCAUGCUACGUUACCUAGAGAGGCCAAAGUCUAUAAAUACAUUGUGCUGCACAUUUUCUAAACAAGCUACAUAUCUUAACGUACUUGGUUGAGGCCAAUUGAGACUAACUACAAAAUGGUCUCUAAAGAAUUGCUGUGCAUUACAUAAUCUGAGAUCCAGCCUCUUACGGGGGUGUCAAGGAAACACAAUUUUUAUAGCAAAGAAAAAUAAUUUCCAGCAGAAUAAAGAAUGUAUAUUGUAAUGUUUAAUUUUCAUUAUUUAUGAGGAAUUACAUUUUGAGUUUUAAUUUUCCUUUAAGUAGAAAAAAUGUCUUGCUGCAGUGAGCGAAGACCGCAAACCCAACUGUUCAGGAAAUACGUGUUUGCAAUGUUCUACCUCAGUAUGUUUUCUCAAUUAAGCCAUUAGUAACAUGGUAUUGAGGGUAAUAAAAUAUGAAAUAUAAAGUGUGCCAGCGCCCAUGCCUUAUACGUUUUUAGGUUCUUCAUUUUGCAGAUGCAGCAAAGGAGUUAACAUGGCACGUUCACGGGUCUUAGGCUACUUCUGCUAAUUGCCUGUUCCUGUGGUUACUGCCUAUGACGUCAUUGCCUUUGCCCCCUCUACAGGCUCACUGAGAUAUAGUUAUGUUAGAAGGGGAGAAAGAUGAUCUUCGUGCCUACCUAUGAAGCAAGUUGCUGCUGGUUUCUUAUAUGGAAAACCUUGGAUAUCCUUUAGCAACUGUUGAGAAAAGGAUUUCAAAGACCCCUUUCUCCUCAUGUUAGUUUUUUGUAUAUGUGAAACCUAUAUGUCCCUCUGUUGCUAGAGGUACAUUUUAACAGAAGAAUAGUAAAUGGCUUUAUUAGUUCAUUUGUUCCCCAAACAGCCUCUGAUGUUUAAAGCAAUAUUCUAAUACAAAAAGUAAUUUAAACCAAAUGUUUUUUGCACCAGUGUCACUUGGUAGCCACGUUUAAAGGGACCACUAAACCCAAUUUUUUUUCUUUCAUUAUUUGGAUAGAGCAUGCAAUUUUAAGCAACUUUCUAAUGUACUCCUAUUAAUUUGUCUUUGUUCUCUUGGUAUCUUUAUUUAAAAAAAUAAAAACAGGAAUGAAAGCGUUGGAGCCGACCCAUUUUUGGUUCAGCACUCUGGAUUACAUUACUACAUUUAGCCAUCCAAUCAACAAGCGCAACCCAGGUGCUGAACCUAAAACGGCCGGCUCCAAAGCGUUCAUUCUUCUUUUUCAAAUGAAGAUACAAAGAGAACGAAGACAAAUUGAUAAUAGGAGUAAAUUAGAAAGUUGCUCAAAAGGGAAUGCUCUAUCUGAAUCGUGAAAGAAAAAAUUUAGGUUUAGUGUCCCUUUUAACCUCUGCAAAAGGGUUAAACCAACAGCUAAAAGUAUGUCGUGGUAGCACAAUGCAAUAUAGCUCAUUAGCAAUUCAAAGAUGGUGAUUGGUGGCUACACACACAAACUACUCCUAAUUGGCUCACCCUCUGUGCUCUGCUCAGACACUGCAAUGUGUUGUGAAUCCCAGACAUGACUUUAGUUGUAUGUUUACCCCCUUUUGCGAGCAAUUAAAGGAACAUAAUACCCAUAUGUAGCAUAUAUCUCAAAAGCUGACACGUAAACGUGAACAUCUGUUUUAGAUAACACUUCAGCUCACCAGAGUAAGUGCUCUGUGAUACAGAGCUCACACUUUGCUUUACUGUGAUCAUCUAGGAAUUCCAUGAAAUCUCGCAAGAUUUCAUAGUAAACUUCCUUAAAUGGAGGGAAAUAAAGUGAUUUAGCCUGCACAUGGUAGACUCACCUUUCAUUGAAGUCCUGAGACAAGUAUCCUGAUUGGUUGCUUAAAGGCUAUUUAAAAUAGCCCGUAAUAAAUAAUUUUGAGGUAAAAUAUCCUACUUUUUUACAUAGAGAUGUUCAUAUGAUAUUUUCUAACCAGUGUUUUGCAGAUAUGCUUUAUCAAGUGGUUCAACAUAUGGGUGUUCCGUCCCUUUAAACAUGUAGUUGGAAUUGGCCAGCAACACUAAUGCAAAUAUUAUGUUAGAACCUUUAAUUUUUGCAUUUGAAUGUCCCUUUAAAUGUCAUUAAUAUUUUUUUAUUUAAUUAAUGGAAAUUGUAUAAACAUACAAGUUUGUAAAAAAAAAAAGUUUAAAAAGUUGCCAUUUUAUUAUUCUGAAGUCAACAUACUUUUUUUUUUUUAAUGGUGUGGCUAUUUUUUUAUUUUUUUUAACUUGGCAGAUGUUACCUUUUACACAUCUGUUUUGUAUAUCCUAAAUUAUAUAGGCACUUGUAUUUAAAAAAAAAAAAAUUAAUAGAUUUUUUUUCUCCUGUCUAUUUUUAUUUUUUAUUUAAAUCAAAUGUUUUGUCUAAGCUGUUGCUGUAAGAUUAAGUUGAUGAACAAAUUACCAGCAGUUGCAUUUUUGGUACAGCUAAUUUUGCAAUCUGCCUGAGGGGACGGUUAAUUACCAGGUAAUAUUAAAAUUACUCAGGACCCAGAGAAAAAUGUGUAUAAUCCUAUUAAACUUUGAAGCCAUAGAAACACUUUUUUUUUUAUUUUUCCUUUCCCUUUUUAGAGCGAUGCAACUCAUUAAAGGGACACGCAACUCAAAAUGUUUCCUUCAUUAUUCAGAGCAUACAAUUUUAAACUUUCACAUUUAUUUCUAUUCUCUUGUUUGCGUAGUUCUUUUGGUUUCUUUUGUUAAAACGCAUACCUAGGUAGGCUCAGGAGCUGUUUGCAUUUUGGUGGAUGCACAUAUAUGCGUCUUAUUGACUUAUCAAUAUGUUCAGCUUGAUCCCAGUACUGCAUUCCUGCUCCUUUAAUCAAGGAUAGUAAGAGAUUGAAGCAAAAUUAAUAAUAUAAUUAAUUGGGAAAGUUGUUUAAAAACAAUGCUUUAUCUGAAUCAUAAGAGGAAUUUUGCUUUUCAUGUCCCUUUAAAUGGUUUUGCUUGUUUACUGUCCCUUAACUUUGGUUAUAAACACUAAUGUGUACAUGAUGUCCGCCGUGCGUUUUGACAUGUUAAAAUACAUUCUAUUCCCUAUGCUCUCCUAUUCCAGUUGCCUGAAACAUUCUAACAUUUUAGUAGUUUUCCUUUGUCUUGGCAGUCCUUUCAGUGUGGCACUUUUAUCUCCUUACACCGCUCCUUAACAAGUGUUGUAAUUCUCAUAGAAAAAAACCCCCUGUUUAGCUUUUACUACACUCAUCUAAGGAUAAACGCACACAAGACACUUUUAUUUGUGCUGUCUGGAUUAGGCAUGUUGUUGACUUUCUACCCAUUGAUUAGGAGCUGUUGCAAAGCGGUUUACAUUAAUUCCUACAAAUUGAACGGUGAAUAAGAAUGCUUGGAUUAAAAUAUAUAACUUUUGUGUUUUGUUUUAAUGCUGCUCUGUACUUUUAUAGCAUUCCUGCACUGGUCUUAUUGUAUUGUGUAGGGCUCAAUUCAUCAACUGUGAAAACUUGAUCUGUAUCCCCCCCCCCCCCCUAAAUAAACUAAAAUCCCUAAAUUUUAA
Bombina bombina (fire-bellied toad) is the source of this 6065-nucleotide messenger RNA. It is a transcript of the gene RAB40C, whose product is annotated as RAB40C, member RAS oncogene family. NCBI's taxonomy places the organism in Eukaryota, Metazoa, Chordata, Amphibia, Anura, Bombinatoridae. The transcript is spliced from 7 exons. Gene Ontology annotation, cellular component: synaptic vesicle; endosome; plasma membrane. The record is from RefSeq and is a predicted model, not a curated record. Gene Ontology annotation, biological process: protein localization to plasma membrane; intracellular signal transduction. The coding region runs from base 437 to 1303 and encodes 288 amino acids. Gene Ontology annotation, molecular function: GTPase activity; GTP binding.